AAGAGACACGGGAGGGGCGGGGAUAGAACGCAGUCCGUGUCAAUAAAUUUUAGCGCUCUCCGCUGUCGCUCGCAUUCCGUCGUUGGAUUCUUACGAUCACCGUGGAUUCAUUGAGCCUAGUGUGCCGGGUCAGGCGCCCAGACUGACUAAAGGGAGGAAACUCCUGGGAAGCGAAUGAAGAAACACGUCUUACUACUAUUCACGUACAGGGGAUUAGUCAGAAAAGGAAAAAAGAGCAAGAGACGAAAAUGGCCAAUUAUAUCAUUAGAUCGGCCAUUCCCAGUGAUUGUAAGGACAUCUUGCGGCUUAUAAAGGAACUUGCUAAAUAUGAAGAAAUGGAGAACCAAGUAGUGCUAACGGAGAAAGAUCUGCUUGAAGAUGGAUUUGGCGAACACCCAUUCUAUCACUGUCUUGUUGCUGAAGUGCCAAAGGAGAACAAAACUGUUGAUGGGUUCACAAUUGUUGGUUUUGCAAUGUACUACUUCACGUAUGACCCAUGGAUUGGAAAACUGCUUUAUCUUGAAGACUUCUAUGUGAUGAAUGAGUUCAGAGGGUCUGGCAUCGGAUCAGAGAUAUUCAAGCAUCUGAGUCAGAUUGCUGUGAAGUGUCGUUGCAGCAGCAUGCACUUCCUGGUUGCAGAGUGGAAUGAACCAUCCAUCAAAUUCUACAAGAGACGUGGAGCAUCUGAUCUGUCUACCGAAGAGGGAUGGCGCCUGUUCAAAAUUGAUAAAGAGUACUUGUGUAAAAUGGCAUCUGAAGAAUGAAGAUAGACUCCCUCUCCAGAGCAGCAGAUUAUUGACUAAAAUAAAAGCUUUCAUCUCUUGCUUGCUUAAUGAUUCCAUAGUGUAUCGGCAUGUUAACGUUUAGACAGUGGCUUCUUCGCAUGAUCUUUCUUUCCAUAACUAAAGUAUUUUUUUUUUGGCUCAAGGCUGUUGUGAAAUAGAUAUUAAUUUCAAGUUCCUUUCAUCCAUAAGAUGUGUGGGCAUAUAUAACUUCAUUCUUGAAAGUAAUUUGUGUACAGUGUACACACACGUGUGUAGGGUUUUUGUAUAGUGAGCUUGUUUUUACAAAUUAAAGAACAGUGUUCUGCUAAA
Molecule: messenger RNA, 1094 nt
Organism: Pelobates fuscus (common spadefoot toad)
Lineage: Eukaryota; Metazoa; Chordata; Amphibia; Anura; Pelobatidae
Gene: SAT1
Product: spermidine/spermine N1-acetyltransferase 1
Exons: 6
Coding region: 249-764 (171 amino acids)
Molecular function (GO): spermidine binding; diamine N-acetyltransferase activity
Source: RefSeq, a predicted model, not a curated record